Molecule: messenger RNA, 462 nt
Organism: Penicillium riverlandense
Lineage: Eukaryota; Fungi; Ascomycota; Eurotiomycetes; Eurotiales; Aspergillaceae
Exons: 1
Coding region: 1-462 (153 amino acids)
Source: RefSeq, a predicted model, not a curated record
AUGAUCUACAGUGAAUAUCGCCUAGUCGGCCAGGACGCGGCAGAGUUCGAUUUCCGCGACUUUCGCGGGGCCAAGCUAGAGCGGCUCCGUCGAGGCGCGAAAUUGACAACGAGUGGAAGUCGGGAUGAAGCUCUGCUUGAGUAUACUGAAGGCGGGGACGCGGCCGAACCGUCGAUGCCCUCUUCACCACGCCUGGACGCAAUUGACGUCGACAACACCUCAUUGUGGCCUUCUAAUGCACCAUCACUUCACACUAUACCAUCACAUGCCCUGAACAUGGUAGCAGAGCAAAAUGUGGAUGGAAAUGGGGAUCCUGCAGAGAAAUACUGGGAAGUCCAUCAAGGUAGACAAGUCGAGCAAGAAUUUCCGCUAGAUUGUCCUUGGCCCUGGCUGUUCGAGGAAUCAGGCACCUCGGUGUAUCAGACUGGUGACCCAGUCACCUUUUGGAGCCAGCUACAGUGA